This is a messenger RNA of Helianthus annuus (common sunflower), 2378 nucleotides long. RefSeq names its product TBC1 domain family member 15. Bases 128 to 2089 code for a protein of 653 amino acids. Gene Ontology annotation, biological process: activation of GTPase activity. The record is from RefSeq and is a predicted model, not a curated record. The transcript is spliced from 15 exons. Gene Ontology annotation, molecular function: GTPase activator activity. Lineage: Eukaryota; Viridiplantae; Streptophyta; Magnoliopsida; Asterales; Asteraceae.
ACAUCAUUACAUCAAAUUCCAAAGUUCCACAUAAUAAUAAAAACCCAAUAUCCACCUUACCUUGUUCCAAUAAUCCAGCUCAUCACCACCGGAAUCCACCGUCGUAUCGCAACCGUCGCCGGCGGCGAUGAACGGAACCGAUAUUCACGAUCUGUCUGACGACGCCGAUUACGCCGCUGCGUCUAAACAAGGCUCUUCAAGCAUGACUCGUAAUGAUAGUAGCAAGCGAAGCUCUUCUACUGAUCCAGAAGAUGCUGAAGUAGUGUACCUGAAGGAUAAUGUUACGAUUCAUCCAACUCAAUAUGCUGCAGAAAGGAUCAGUGGGCGUUUGAAGUUGAUUAAGCAAGGUUCUUCACUGUUUAUGACGUGGAUACCUUAUAAAGUCCAAAGCUCAAAUGCCAGACCGUCUGCAGGAGACAAAAAUCUGUACACCAUAAAAGCAUUACCGUUUUCUGAUAUUCAGUCGAUUCGUCGGCAUACACCAACAAUUGGGUGGCAGUACGUUAUUGUUGUAUCAUCAGGCCUGGCAUUCCCUCCGCUCUACUUCUAUAGUGGUGGGGUACGAGAAUUUCUAGCUACAAUUAAGCAGCAUGUUCUUAUUGUCAGGUCUUCAGAAGAUGCAAAUCUGUUCCUUGUAAAUAACUUCCAAGAUCCUCUUCAGAGAACGUUGUCUUCAUUGGAGCUUCCAGGAUCUCUUGCAAGCAGAAUCCCUUCAUCUUCAGGUUCUACCUCCGAUAACAACUUGAACAAUAAGCAUACGCCAGAAGAUGGUCAUUUGAGUAGUACGCAACGAAACAACAAACAGAGACAAAAAAGUCACGAUCCAGCUCGAGAUAUUUCAAUCAAUGUUUUGGAGAAAUUUUCACUAGUCACAAAGUUUGCUCGAGAGACAACUUCCCAGCUUUUUCGUGAUAACCUUGUUGAUGGUCAUGGUCCCAAUGAGAAAAGGAGGACUAAUUGGGCUUCUAAAGACCACCAGUCACAGGAUAUGGCCUCCAAUGAUGUAGAAGUUGUUCCCAAGAGAGUUCCUGUUCCCUCUGAUCCUAUAGAGUUCGAUAAAAUAACACUGGUUUGGGGACAACCACGACAACAUCCUCUAGGGCUUCAAGAGUGGUCAACCUUUUUGGAUUAUGAAGGCCGUAUUGUAGAUCCAAAUGCUUUGAAAAAGAGAAUAUUCUACGGGGGAGUGGAGCAUAACUUGCGGAAAGAGGUUUGGCCAUUUUUAUUGGGAUAUUAUUCAUAUGAUUCUACAGAUGCGGAGAGGGAGUAUGCUUGGUCUGUUAAGAAGUCAGAGUAUGAGACAAUAAAAAACCAAUGGCAGAGCAUUUCUCCAGAACAGGCGAAAAGAUUUACAAAAUUCAGAGAAAGGAAAGGCCUUAUCGAGAAAGAUGUGGUAAGGACUGACAGAUCACUGUCGUUCUAUGAUGGUGAUGACAAUCCCAAUGUACGCCUCAUGCAUGACAUCUUGUUGACUUACUCAUUCUACAACUUUGAUCUUGGUUACUGUCAGGGCAUGAGUGAUCUCCUGUCUCCAAUAUUAUUCAUAAUGAAGGAUGAAUCAGAAGCAUUCUGGUGUUUUGUUUCUCUAUUGGAACGACUUGGGCCAAAUUUCAACCGUGAUCAGAGUGGCAUGCACUCUCAACUGUUUGCACUGUCCAAGUUAGUGGAACUGCUGGACAGUCCGUUACAUAAUUACUUUAAGCAGAACGACUGCUUGAACUAUUUCUUCUGUUUCCGCUGGCUUCUUAUUCAGUUCAAAAGGGAGUUCGAAUACGAAAAAACACUAAGGUUGUGGGAGGUUUUAUGGACUCACUACCCUAGUGAGCAUCUUCAUCUUUACGUAUGUAUCGCCAUCCUUAAAAGACACCGAGCCAAAAUAAUGGGGGAGCAAAUGGACUUCGAUACCCUUCUAAAGUUCAUCAACGAGUUAAGCGGUCAAAUCGACCUUGAUCCCAUUCUUCGUGACGCUGAGGCUCUAUGUGUGUGUGCUGGUGAGAACGGUGCCGCCUCAAUCCCGCCAGGAACCCCACCUUCGUUACCCAUCGAAGAUUCCUCCAUAUAUCAUAACCAAGACGAUGAGGUGUUGUAAAACAUGAUUCCAGUGAAGAAAAAUAAAAGGUAAAACCCUGUCGGUAAGUAAAGUGUUAUAAUGAUGCAUAAGAUCUGUAUUCCGCAUGUUAAUUCUUGUAUUUAAAAGACAUCUAUUUCGCGAAUUGUAGUAUGUCCGUUAAAUCUUAGAUCAUCUACCGUUUAUACCGUGUUAAGAUAAAUGUAUGAAAGUUCUAUUUCUUAUUUGCGGGAAAUUAUAGUACUUUGUAUUUGUAAGUAGAGAGUAAUUUUGACUUAUUUAUGUAUUGAACAGGGUAUUUUACCGGUCA